UUAUGGUCGUUGGACACUACUUUCGAGCCCAUUACAUUUAAUAUCCUUUAAAAUAAAAAAUAAAGAAGGCGAAAACAGUUUCCCCCAAAUUCUCAUAAUUUUCACAAACAACCUCUCGUCUUCUAGGUUAAUCCAAUUUCGUCGAUUCAUGAAGUUCACAAUUCUCCCAUCGGAAAAUUCUUCGUAAUCGACGACGAAGAGAUCAUGAGUACCGUCGGAGGUAUAGAGCAGUUGAUACCUGAUUCCGUUUCAACGUCGUUCAUCGAAACGGUGAACGGUUCGCACCAGUUCACGAUUCAAGGUUACUCUCUAGCCAAAGGCAUGAGCCCUGGGAAGUUUAUACAGAGCGAUAUCUUCUCCGUUGGUGGAUACGAUUGGGCGAUUUACUUCUAUCCUGAUGGGAAGAACCCGGAGGACCAGUCCUCGUAUAUCUCUUUGUUCAUCGCUUUAGCGAGUGAUUCUAAUGAUAUUAGGGCUUUGUUUGAGCUUACGCUUAUGGAUCAGAGUGGGAAAGGGAAACAUAAGGUGCAUAGUCACUUUGAUCGGGCGCUUGAAGGUGGUCCUUAUACACUUAAGUAUAAAGGAAGCAUGUGGGGUUACAAACGCUUUUUCAAACGAUCAGCUUUAGAAACCUCUGACUACUUAAAGGAUGAUUGUCUUGUCAUCAAUUGUACUGUUGGCGUUGUUAGAGCCCGACUCGAGGGUCCAAAACAGUAUGGCAUUGUGCUACCCCUGUCGAAUAUGGGUCAGGGAUUGAAAGACUUGUUAGAUUCUGAAGUUGGUUGUGACAUAGCUUUCCAAGUCGGAGAUGAAACAUACAAAGCUCACAAACUGAUUCUCGCGGCACGCUCCCCAGUUUUUAGAGCUCAGUUUUUUGGACCAAUUGGGAAUAACAAUGUGGAUAGAAUAGUGAUAGACGACAUCGAACCUUCUAUCUUCAAGGCUAUGCUUAGCUUCAUUUACACCGAUGUACUUCCUAAUGUGCAUGAAAUUACCGGGUCAACUUCUGCCAGUUCGUUUACAAACAUGAUACAACAUCUCUUGGCAGCUGCUGACCUCUAUGACCUUGCAAGGUUAAAGAUAUUAUGUGAAGUUUUGCUAUGCGAAAAACUUGAUGUUGAUAAUGUGGCAACAACACUUGCGUUGGCUGAACAGCACCAAUUCUUACAGCUCAAAGCGUUCUGCUUAGAAUUUGUUGCAUCUCCAGCAAACUUGGGAGGAGACUCGAUGCUUGAUUAGACGGCUUGAGGUUUAUCAUCCUCAACUAGCUGUAAUGAAGUCCGAAGGGUUCAAGCACUUGAAACAGAGCUGUCCCACUUUGUUAUCUGAGUUGCUGAACACUGUUGCAGCAGCAGAUAAGAGCUCGACGAGUGGACAAUCAAACAAGAAAAGAAGUGCGAGCAGUGUAUUAGGGUGUGACACUACAAAUGUGAGGCAAUUGAGGAGGAGAACACGAAAAGAAGUGCGAGCAGUGUCUUAGGAUCAUUACAUACCGUAUGCAAAAUUCUAGAAUUAUGCAUUGUGUUUCAAGCAGAGUUUAUGAAUUCCAAGUCAUCCCGUGAACUUUUUUACCAGUGAGAAUUAUAGAGGCCUGAACUCUGAACCAAACUGUUUGUGUCAAUCAUUUUACAUUUCUGGACAAAAGAAAGUACAAUCUCCACAAAGAGCUGUGAGAAUUGACUCAAAACAAAUCCUAAAACUCUGUACCAGAUUGUUCAAUUUCUCAUUAAAUCCCACAAUAUGAUUUUCACGUCGCU
Messenger RNA from Arabidopsis thaliana (thale cress), 1757 nucleotides. It is a transcript of the gene BPM3, whose product is annotated as BTB/POZ/MATH-domains containing protein. Bases 205 to 1239 code for a protein of 344 amino acids. The transcript has 5 exons. Gene Ontology annotation, biological process: protein ubiquitination; cellular response to salt stress. The record is from RefSeq and is marked reviewed. NCBI's taxonomy places the organism in Eukaryota, Viridiplantae, Streptophyta, Magnoliopsida, Brassicales, Brassicaceae. Gene Ontology annotation, cellular component: nucleus; cytoplasm.